Molecule: messenger RNA, 1479 nt
Organism: Ilex paraguariensis (yerba mate)
Lineage: Eukaryota; Viridiplantae; Streptophyta; Magnoliopsida; Aquifoliales; Aquifoliaceae
Source: the annotation of a GenBank genome assembly
AUGGCCACAGCGAUGGUUAUGGAUCAAAACCCCUCCACAUCCCCACCACCAACCCUCCCACCUACUCUCCCCAACCCCACCCCCUCUUCAAACGACGACGUCUACACCCUCUACAAAUCCCUCCAACGCCACCUCGAGUUCCUCGAUAUCAAAGAAGAGUACACAAAGGACGAACUCAAAAACCUCAAGCGCGAGCAACUCCGAUCCCAGGAAGAGGUCAAGCGAAUCCAGUCCGUGCCUCUCGUUAUCGGCCAGUUCUUGGAAAUGAUCGAUGAGAAUUACGGGAUUGUUGGAUCCACCGCCGGAUCGAAUUACUAUGUCAGGAUUUUGAGUACUAUUAAUCGGGAGCUUUUGAAGCCCUCUGCGUCGGUGGCUUUGCAUAGGCACUCGAAUGCGCUUGUUGAUGUUUUGCCUCCCGAGGCCGAUUCUAGUAUUUCGCUGUUGAGUCAGUCGGAGAAGCCUGAUGUGACUUACACUGAUAUUGGAGGAUGUGACAUUCAAAAGCAGGAAAUCCGUGAAGCUGUUGAACUACCUUUGACUCAUUUUGAUUUGUACAAGCAGAUUGGUAUUGAUCCUCCUCGUGGUGUUCUGCUCUAUGGUCCACCAGGCACUGGUAAAACCAUGCUUGCCAAGGCUGUCGCUCACCAUACAACUGCUGCCUUCAUCAGAGUUGUUGGCUCAGAGUUCGUUCAGAAGUAUUUGGGAGAGAAGCAUCUGCAUUUUGUAUUUUCUUUUUUGAUUUUAUCCGAUUGCCACUCAUCUAUUUCUCCGACUUCACUGGNUGAUGUUUUUCGACUUGCCAAAGAAAAUGCCCCUGCCAUUGUUUUUAUUGACGAGGUAGAUGCAAUUGCUACUGCUAGGUUUGAUGCUCAGACUGGAGCUGAUAGAGAAGUUCAGCGAAUCCUCAUGGAACUCUUAAAUCAGUUGGAGACUAGUCUUGGUCUUUGGGGGGUGAAACGAAGAAGCCAAUUUCAGCUGAAAAGGGUAUUAAAUAGUAUCGAGCUUUCGGAUCUGCGAAUUCAUUGGUGGAAUGAAUUUGGUGAAGAAAUGUGGUCAUAUACAACGUUCGGCGACUUCAAUUUGAAGCUCCGCAUGUGUUUUUCGUGGCUUCUUAGGAGCUCAGCAUUCUCGGAGAAGAAUGAUACGAUAGAAGUUCUCGACUUAUUGAAAUGUCCCAAGGAAAACAUGGAAACCUGCUCUACUUUUACUUUCGCCCUUUUUGCUUUUGCUGCUGCUGUUCCACAUGGUCAUAAGUUUAACUGGAAUCCUGCUAGAUUUACUGAGGGUACUAACUUCUCCGGUGAUAUUCCCGCCUCCCUUUCCCCUGGAUUGAGCAUACUAGAUCUCUCAUAUAAUUCAUUCACCUGCAACAUUCCGCAAACAAUACAGAAUUUGACUAAACUCACUGGACUGAACCUCAGAGCAAUUCCUUCUAGGGCCCCAUUCCCGAUCUCACCCUCCCGAGACUCGAGCAUUUAA